This is a messenger RNA of Fulvia fulva, 1404 nucleotides long. RefSeq lists its product as uncharacterized. Bases 1 to 1404 code for a protein of 467 amino acids. The transcript has 3 exons. Lineage: Eukaryota; Fungi; Ascomycota; Dothideomycetes; Mycosphaerellales; Mycosphaerellaceae. The record is from RefSeq and is a predicted model, not a curated record.
AUGUACCUCCAAGACGAGUGGCCGAAGAUAGCAGAUGGUAGCCCUUGGAAUGGCAAGGAUCUCCUUGAGCUCGUCCGGGGCGGUGAAAGUCCGUUUGCUGAUGUGUGGGAUGUCAAUCUACUUAUCACGGAAAUCGAGGAGAACGUUGGCAAGCAUGUCGUGGACAUACCACUAGUCAAUUGUGGUUCGAACAAUUAUGGCUUCCAAAUGACGCUGUUUUCCGGUGAGGAGGUAGUUGCCAGACUAGCUCGAGGAGACGUGAACAUGCCAGGUUUCGACGGCUUCUCGCUCGAGUCUCAGAUCGCUGAGAUCGAGUUCGAGGCAGCUGUCUACGAGCUGCUGCGCGAUCAUUCACAGCUGAAGACAUCUCGUCUGCUCUAUCAUCGUGCUCCUGCGCAGUGUCGAGGCGAAAAGUCCGCGAUUCCGAAAAACAUUGUUGGGCGGCGCUUGAUGGUGUUCAAUCGAGCUGCUGGAAGAAGUAGUGGUGCUUGGAACAGUUUGAGUGGUCAGCAACAAUUGGAUCUUGUCACGCAAGCAGCGACCCUCCGUGCUGCUCUCUUCAGCUUCGAGCUGCCACUGGACUUCGCGAGCCAGUACUUACACGACCGACUCUUCGAGCAAAAACCCAACGCACUCCCAGUACCAGUGACCCCAACCCGAGACUUCUGCGUAACCCUCUUCACCUCCAAGAUUGAAGCCACCAUCAGGAAGAUCGGCGACAUGAUCGGCUGGGAAAGCGACAAUAACGUUGUCGGACCCAUAGCAGCGGCCGCGAAGCAGUCUCUUUUAAAGUUUGUCCCUGUCAUGCUGCCGAAGGAAACCACUGACACACCACUCUUCUACCGCCUCAUUCUGGAACACGGUGACUUCGGCAUCCACAACAUGACCAUCGACGACGGCGAUACACCCACCAUCACAUCCCUCUUCGACUGGGAGACAGGUUGCAUCGUCCCCGCCUUGCUCAGUGACACGUGCAUGGCUGUGGCUGGGGCUGACUUGAUUCUUGAUGAGGAUGCUCGACCUGCUGUUAAACGAAUCAGUAGAGAUGCGGGUGUUGAGAAGGUAGCGCAGGCUAAAGCUUGUACCGUGGGAUAUCAUGGGGUGUUGUUUGAAAGGGCGCCGGAGUAUGAGAGGGUGAUGAGGGCGGGGAGGGAUGCGAGGUUCUUGUGGUUUAAGCUGAGGGACUGGAGAGGUGAUGAUCCGGAGGGGUAUUUUGGAAGGUUGGGGGCGUGGGCUGAGGGGAGGUUGGCAGAGUCGAGGGUUUGGAAGUCGUUGUUUCAGGAGAUGGUUAUGAAUGACUGUUCAGAUGCGGUCAAUGAUUCGUGGUCAUCAGAACCGCAAGCUUGCGCGUUCGCCACGGGAAGCUUUUGUGUCUUCGUCCACGGAACUCCUGAUCUAGCAUAG